GGCAGAAGUGUGUGGACAAAUACUCUGCAAGCACAUUGGAUUUGAGUUUGAAACAAAUGUUGGAAAUAUGACUUGCUCAGAGGAAGCAGAGGCACAAUUAGCAGAGAUAGAUCUGCUAUUAAGCAUGUUUCCAAGUGAAGAAGAGUUACAAGUGGACGAGCUCUCCCAUGCAGAGCUCAGGGCUUACGUGGAGGGCUCCGCUCACACUCCCCCCAGUUCCAGACCCCAAUUCAACAUCAAGCUGAAGGUGGAGAACCUUGCAGUGAGCAUUACGUUGUUGUGCACUUAUCCAGCUGACUACCCGAAAGUGUUGCCAGAUAUCACUGUCAGAUGUUCUGAGAUCAGUAGAUCACAGCAGAUGCUGCUUCACUCCAACCUCAACACCUACCUAUCUGAAAACUGCAGUGGUGAUGUGUGUAUUCUGUCCGCUGUGCAGUGGAUCAAUGAAAAUGCACAAGCAUAUAUCAGUAAAAGUGCCCCUGUCCGUGAUCCCAAGAAGGAAAAUGUUUCAAUACAGUCAAAAGAGACCUUCACUAGACUCUGGAUCUACAGCCAUCAUAUCUACAACAAGAUGAAGAGGAAGAACAUUCUGGAAUGGGCCAAGGAGCUGAACCUGUCUGGGUUUAGUAUGCCGGGAAAGCCUGGUAUUGUGUGUGUGGAGGGUCUGCAGUCUGCUUGCGAUGAGUUCUGGGCCAGGGUGAAAGUUUUAACAUGGAAAAGAAUUAUGAUUCGACACAGAGAGGAUGUCCCUUUGGAAAAUGGCUCGAUGGAGGAGAGAACUGACUCCCUUCGCAAGUUCACUGGAUUUCAUGAAGCCAUUUUUGACCCUCACGGGACCAGAGGAAACCACAUGGACCUUGGACAGCUUUAUCAGUUCCUCAAUGACAAAGGAUGUGCUGAUAUCUUUCAAAUGUACUUUGGGAUUGAGGGAAGAUAAUAGUUUGUCUGUCUGUUUUUUCAGCGGUGUUGACUCUGGAAGUAUUUUUUCCAUUAUUUUUUCCUUUUGGGACUUUUAAAAAGUUUCUGUUAAAGUAUUAUGAGCAAUGAACCAAACCAACCAGCUAUGAGGUGAAUUGUAACGUCGCAAAUCGCUUUAAUUUUAAUCAAAAAAGGUAUUUGAAAAAUGGACAAAAUGCAAAGGUACAAUAAUGUACUUAACUGCUAUUGAGAAGAAAAGAACUACAAUCCCACGAAGCAUUAUGAACAAAUAUUUAAGUAUAUUUUGUGCAUAUAGCGAGGCUGACUUGAUUACAUCCUUCAGUGCUUCAUGGCAGUGAGCAGAGCUAAAAAGCUCUUUCGGCGUGUUUUGCUUGUCGCGGCUCUCUGAUUGGUGGAAUUUUCUGAACAGAAAUCACCCUGAAAUUAUGGGUAAUGUAGUUUUUCCACCACAAAAUCCACUGUUAAACACGAUUAUUUUAGAAAUAAUUAUUUUAGAUACUGGUUGCAAUAUUGCAGGAUGAUGGCUUCAACAGAAGCAAUAACUUUCUAUUAACAAUGUUUUUGCUCACAGUAGAGCUGUUUUUUAUAAGUUUACGCCAAAAAUCAAUUUUCCAAUGGAUAUUUCUUACUUCCAUAACCUGACUGUUGCCCUCGAUUGCAAGGACUCUGGAGAUCACUCAAAUGAACAAUUGAUGAAGUUGGGCUUGCUGAAUAUUAGAUCCCUUUCUACUAAAGCGCUUGUUAAUUGUUAAUAAUAGGAUCACAGAUCACAUGUGCUCAGUUGGACAGCUAAUGUGCCCCGUACCCGAGUACUGCCAAAUUUACUGCUCCACCCAUUUAUGCAUCUCUCUGCACCUCCUGCUAACUUAAACUAGCAGGCGUAGACACCCAUUAAUGUAGACAUGUUAAUUACCAUAUGUAAAUAGUCACAGACCCUGACCCAUCAACAUUGUACAUACCGGAAUUAAUUUUAUGUGUAUCAGACGCCCUUAUGACACAGCAGUUUUGACUCUCCGGAUCUUUAUCCUUCCUCACGAAGGUCCAUCUACUUCAACGUGCCCAUUUGAUUCUUCCUCUUAAUCAAAAGAUUCCUCAAGGAAAUUAAUUAUUAAGAAACAAGCAACCAUUGUAUUCUGAAGGCAUAUUGUUAUACUCUAUUAUACAGCGAGUAUUUGUUGUAAAGAAGUUGUGUAAAGAUGGUACUGUAGCUGAAGGUUGGAGAAAGGCAAUUUCUGUCCUUUAGAGAAAUCCCUUUUAUUGUAUGUGUAAUAAAUUCAGACUCAGAUUAUGUAAAAAAUAAACUUUAUUUGAAA
Messenger RNA from Pimephales promelas (fathead minnow), 2252 nucleotides. The record is from RefSeq and is a predicted model, not a curated record. Lineage: Eukaryota; Metazoa; Chordata; Actinopteri; Cypriniformes; Leuciscidae.